This is a messenger RNA of Funneliformis geosporum, 161 nucleotides long. The record is from the annotation of a GenBank genome assembly. Lineage: Eukaryota; Fungi; Glomeromycota; Glomeromycetes; Glomerales; Glomeraceae.
AUGCUUCAACCCGCUAAAAGAAAAAAGUUUAAAAAAGGAGUUGAAGAAUACAUGAAAGUAGCCAAUGCCCGAGACAAAAGAGAUUUAAGUAAAUUUCCAGGGUUUAAUUUUGAACCAAUUGAAGGAACCAAAAACCAGCACAGCAUCAGAAUUGGCGGACA